AUGGAAUCUGAUAAAGAAUCACAAAGGCCUGUCUUACCCAAGGACCUCUUUAGAAAUGGCUUGACAUGGAUUUUAUAUGAAAUUUUCAAGCAUUAUUUCCCCAGUGUGGUCUCAUGUACAUUCUGCGUCAUCACCUGGGUAGCAUUUUCAAUGGAUGCUUUUUAUCAAAAUGUCCCUGGACUCUACAUGAUUGGCAGGGUUGUCUUUGAAUCUGCAAUUAACUUCCCCCUUGGAUGGCUUUAUUAUUCGAAAUCGCAUCCCGAUACGACAUUGUUGGUUCAGCAGGUGUUAAAAUCGAAUCCUGGUCUUGAUAUCGAGAAAUGGGACGAAAUUGCGAAUAGAUUAAACUCUUCCUUUUACCAAGAACAUAUGUGGAACACACCUUACUUUUUUUAUGAUGGUCAACAGGGUCAACUUGCAUUCAGAAAUAAUGUUUUAAGGCCAUAUCUCGAAGGGAAAUUUGAAGAUAUUUCCGAUAAGGACAAGAUACAAUCAGCAAAGUUUUACCUACAAUCAAUAAAUGAAAAUUUUAAACUAUCAUUAAAGGACAAUUUGCCAGAAUCCUUUCUAAAUUCUGAACUACCCAGGGACACCUACAGAAACAAAUCUAUGCUUCACUCGCGACAUUUGUUCAUGGGAAUCAUAUUUUUGCGGCGUCAAUAUCAAAUUUUGUUGGGGAUCGUAAUGGGACUUUUUCAGAAAUCAUUUUUUAGUUUGUUUUGUUGCAUAUUUUGGGAUCAAAUUUUCUCAAGAGACAACUGGAGCUUCUAUUGGUUGGUAUAUCCAGAGAUGGGUAUAAUGCAAGGAAUAAAAUUUUUGGCAAUCAUAACAAAAGUUAGUCCUGGAGAAGAACUGGAUAAAUGGGACCAAAUAGCCAGGUAUAUGAAUCAAUAUUUGUCUGAGGAAUAUAAACAUCUUCCUAAUAAUAAUUUUUUUGACGGUAAGCACUGUUUAGACUGUUACCAAGCUUGCUUUAAACCACUUUCCGUUGGAAACAGCUUAGUUUAUGGAGAGUUGAAGGAAAUUGUGGAGUUUACAAAACGAAGAGUAGAGUAA
Messenger RNA from Zygosaccharomyces rouxii, 1056 nucleotides. RefSeq lists its product as uncharacterized. NCBI's taxonomy places the organism in Eukaryota, Fungi, Ascomycota, Saccharomycetes, Saccharomycetales, Saccharomycetaceae. The record is from RefSeq and is a predicted model, not a curated record. The coding region runs from base 1 to 1056 and encodes 351 amino acids. The transcript has a single exon.